AUGGAAGUUAAGAUCAUAGAGACCAUCCCAAUCCGCCCUUCCCAACACCCUUUCUCACAAGACCAUUCCCUCCCUCUCUCCCGCCUCGACACCGAUCCCAAUCUCGACGUCACCAUUCGCUACGUUCGGGUUUACGUCAACAACACCAGCACCACCACCACCAACCACCACCGCCAAAACUCACCCGUUCGACGCCUGCCUUUAACCAACGCCACGGUCAGUGCGACGCUGGCUUCCGUCAACUACCUGGAUGAACCGGGUUCAGAGUUCACGGACCGGUUGGCACCCAACCCAAGCCCGGACGAGAGGCUGGUCCAUCCGUUUAUGCUUCAGGUCACGACAUUUGAGUGCGGCGGUUUCGCCCUGGGAGCCGCGGUGAACCACGCAUUGUGUGACGGGAUGGGUGCCACCAUGUUUUUCAAUGCUGCCGCCGAGCUGGCUCGUGGGGCGGACAAGAUCUCGGUUGAGCCGGUCUGGGAUCGGGAGGGUGUUUUUCGACCGCGUGACCCGCCCCGGGUUGAAGAAUGGGUUGGUGAGGUUUUGGGCCGGAAGGAAGGAAUGGUCGGACCGGGCGGGGAUGGAGAUGGGGUGGCUGGUGGGAAGGUGGUUAGGAGUUACUGUUUUGAUGUCAGAGACGAGUGGGUGGAGGGAUUCAAGAAUGCUUUGGUUCAGAAGUGUGGCUCCAAGUUCACCACGUUUGAGGCCUUAGGAGCAUUCAUAUGGCGGGCCAAGGUGAAGGCCUCGGGAAUCUCUGCCCACGAGUUUGUAAAAUUCGUCUAUGCCAUCAACGUUCGCAAAUUGGUGAAGCCACCGUUGCCGGCGGGCUACUGGGGAAACGGCUGCGUUCCGAUGUGCGUCCAACUGCAAGCGAAGGACCUCCUUGAGCAGCCCAUCUGGCGGACGGCGGAGCUGAUCAAGCAGAGCAAGCGACACGUGGCCGCCCCAGACGGGUACGUGAGUUCCUUCAUCGACUUCAUCGAGCUACACGGCGGAGAAAUUGUGACGGCGGCGAGCAGCUGCAGGGUGACCAGUGGGUUCACGGAUUGGAGACACUUGGGCCAGAUGGGCGUGGAUUUCGGGUGGGGCAACCCGGUCACCGUUUUGCCGCUUUCGACGAGGAGGUUGUUGGGGAGCGACGAGCCUUGCUUUUUCUUGCCGCAUUCUUCUGUCGGUGAAGGCAAGGGAGAUGGUGGGUUUAAGGUGCUGGUGUUGCUAAGUGAGGCGGCCAUGCCAGGGUUCAAGAUCGAGAUUGAUAAAUUUUGCAGCCAGGAAUUUGGGCAACUUUAA
Messenger RNA from Linum tenue, 1287 nucleotides. The record is from the annotation of a GenBank genome assembly. NCBI's taxonomy places the organism in Eukaryota, Viridiplantae, Streptophyta, Magnoliopsida, Malpighiales, Linaceae.